AUGGGUUUAACUAAUAUACUCGCAGCGUUUAUCGCUGUGUCCUCUCUUUUCGUCCAGUCACUCGCUUUCAACCCUAAUUCCAGAACCAACUUGGUUGUCUACUGGGGCCAAGGAUAUGCCCAGGAGCGUCUCAGUUAUUUCUGCCAAAAGACAAAUUUUGAUAUCAUUGUCUUAGGUUUUAUCAAUGUCUUUCCGGACCAGGGCCCUGGUGGAUGGCCAGGCAGUAAUUUUGGGAAUCAAUGCGCCGAUGAAAACUACUACACGCCGGAUGGGACGAAAACGGAGCUCCUGAGCGGCUGUAGACAGAUCGUCGAGGACAUUCCAAUUUGCAAAGCACUUGGAAAAACCAUCUUGCUCUCUCUGGGCGGGGAAGCUCGGGUCCCAGGUGCCUAUAAGAUCAAGAAUGCUAGAUCAGCGCUUGAUUUUGCGGACUGGCUUUGGCAUGCAUUUGGCCCACGAAAGCUUGACUGGACCGGUCCUCGCCCAUUUGGGGAUAACGUCGUGGAUGGGUUUGACUUUGACAUUGAAACGGGCGGCAGUUUCGGCUACUCGAUUAUGGUCAAACGCCUUCGACAGCGCUUUCUUGAGGAUCCGCUCAACAGAUAUUACAUCUCCGCUGCCCCUCAGUGCAUCCUGCCAGACGCGCAGCUCUCAGACGCCAUCGCCAACUCGGCGUUUGAUUUUGUCUUUGUCCAGUUCUACAACAAUCCGUCAUGCUCGGUUAAAAAAUGGCUGGCCGACCCCAAAUCGGUAACUUACACUGUGGCCGACUGGGCCAAAUCCAUCCUCCGGAGUGGGAAUCCAUCGGCUAAGCUUUUCAUUGGUCUCCCUGGAUCGGAGGAUUCGGCCAAGGGCUAUUAUAUCCCGCCUGUUGGUGCUUACAAGCUCAUCAACACAUUCAUGAAGCAGUAUCCCAAUACAAUCGGAGGAGUGAUGAUAUGGGAAGCCACAACAUCAGAGAACAAUCAGAUCAGUGGUAAAUCUUACGCAGACAUUAUGAAGGAAUUAUUGCUGGUCUGCGAUCCAAGCCCGCCAACCAGCACUAUUACAACCACGACUGCAACAACUUCCUCGAUGACCACUUCAUCGAUAAGCACGACUUCAGCAACAUCCUCAGAGGUGACCACAUCGUCUACCAUGUCGACAACGAAGGGCAGCUCUACUAUCACUACGGAAACCACGUCGUCUACGGAAUCAAAGACGCAAGAUACCACGACUACGGUGACUUCUGCUUCCAGCUCGGCAACUCAAAGCACCAAGACCACCGAGACCACGACUACUCAGACCUCUGAAUCUAAGACCGACUCGACUGAAUCUGCUUCCACUGGAACUGUCUCCACCGGAUCAGCUUCAGCGACUAUUCCUACUGGGUCUGUUUCAACCGGAACUACUUCUGCCACUUUGCCCAGCGAGACUUUGUCCAACACAGUCUCUGACUCUGCCACUGUUCCAACCGGGUCUGUCUCAACAGACACUACUUCGAAUGGAUCAGCGACUCAGACUCUGUCCAACACUGCUUCUAACUCUGCUACGGCUUCAAUUGAAACUUUGCCCACUCAGUCUCAAUCCGCUUCGGCUUCUGAUUCUUCAACGAUAGUGCCAACCGUGCCUUCUGACUCUGCUACCGUACCAACGGGAUCUGCUUCAACGGACACCACUUCAAGUGAAAUGCCUACUCAGACUCUGACCAACACUCCUUCUGGUUCUGCCACAGUUUCAACUGACACUGCCACAAAUAGCGUACCUAGCCAGACUCUGUCCAAUACGCCGUCCACCACUGUCCCAACUGGAUCUGCAUCAACUGACACUACCACGAACGGCUUACCGAGUCAGACUUUGUCCAAUACACCCUCUGACUCUGCCACUGUCCCAACUGGAUCUGCAUCAACUGACACCACAUCAAACGGCGUACCUAGCCAGACUCUGUCCAAUACACCCUCUAGCUCCGUCACUGUUCCAACCGGGUCUGCAUCAACGGAUACCACCUCGAACAAUUUGCCCAGUCAGACUCUGUCCAAUACGCCCUCCGCUACUGUCCCAACCGGGUCUGCAUCAACCGACACUGCCACGAACGGCUUACCGACUCAGACUUUGUCCAACUCAGAAUCCUCUGGAUCGUUGACGGUGCCGACGGGAAUGCCUUCUGGAUCCACAACAGGCCCAAGUGAAUCUGUGCCUACCGGCACUGAGCCUACGGAAUCCUUGCCUUCCAAUUCGGCGACCGUUCCAACCGGAUCUGCUUCUACUGAUACAUUGUCGAAUACCCGCACCCCAUCCGCUCCACCAUCCGGUUCAUCUACGGUUAUGACGGGAACGCCUUCUGAUUCCGCGACAGCAUCACCACCAGGGCCUACGGUCGAACCCUCUCAAAGCACUGGCAUCACAAACACUGGCACCCAACCAACCCAGUCUGGCAGCAUCCCUACCGACUCUUCUACCGAAGUGGGCAACCCAAGCACUCUCACCACCGCUCCCAACCCGACAAUCACAACUGGGCCAUCGUCCUCGAAAACUGAAGACCGCACGACAGUGACCACCGUGAUCACCACCAGCUACGUCACCAUCUGCCCAACCGGCUUCACCACUGUCACCAUCACAUACACCACAACCUACUGCCCCGAGACCGUCUCGCCGGCACCCACCCAAGGACCGUCCCCCGGAUCUCCCGCCCCUCCACCAGAAGACGGCUGGACAACAAUUGUCACCGUCUGCCCACAGUGCGCGCCGACACCCACCACCGUCACGCUCACUGUGCCCACGAGAUCCGCCUUCCUUCCUGCGCCGACCGAGGCGCUCCCCGUCGUCACCGUGCUCCCGGUGCCAGAGCCGCCGAUCAAGAACGUACAGCCUGGCGAUGACGAGGAGGGAGAAGCACCGGGUGUCACGGCGACCCCGACAACGGUUACGAAGACAUUGGCGUAUAAUAAUCCGGGACAGCCUAGUGGUCCUGCGCCGGUGGAGUCUGGUGUGGAAGCGCAGCCUACAGGUGGCAGUGGCGGUCCUGUGGAGUUUGAAGGUGGUGCGAUGAGUGUGAGAGGUUUUGACAAGAUGCUGGUGACGAUUGGGGUAGCAGUGUUGGGUUUGUAUUUGGGGCUUUGA
Molecule: messenger RNA, 3099 nt
Organism: Uncinocarpus reesii 1704
Lineage: Eukaryota; Fungi; Ascomycota; Eurotiomycetes; Onygenales; Onygenaceae
Exons: 3
Coding region: 1-3099 (1032 amino acids)
Biological process (GO): carbohydrate metabolic process
Cellular component (GO): extracellular region
Molecular function (GO): chitinase activity
Source: RefSeq, a predicted model, not a curated record